UUGUGAUGGCUGCUAAAAUGCGAUUUCUUGCAAAUGGCGUGAAUGAGUUAAAGGAUUAUGUUGAGACGAGAGGUUUAGAGAAGCGGAACAUGAAAUGGAAGAGGAUCGACUCCCAUGAUGUGGUCUUUCCUCGUUUGACAGAGGAGGAAAUACGCCAGUUGACCUUUGGUGUUUACCAAAUCAGAUUGGCAAAGUCAUACACACACGAGCAUUUGAUGGAAGGAAAGUAUGAAAUUUUCAUCAGUAAUGAUUGUGCUGGUAUCCUCUGUGCAAAGAUUCAAAGUAGACACAUUUCAGCUAAGAAAUACUUACUUUGGAUUAGAUAUGAUGACGUCAGUAUCAAAUCCUGGUUUUGCAAAUGUAAAGUUGGCGCAAGAGUUGUGGGCAUGUGUGCUCACGUUACCAGUGUGAUUUGGUUCUUGGCUCUUGCUCGUCAUGAGGGGAGUGGUGUCUGUGGUGUGCGUGAUUGGUGUAGUUUGGUUGAGGAUGCUGCUGCACUCCCAAUUGAUGAAUCAGAGAGUGAGGAUGAAGAAAGAUGUUUCAUAACAGAAGAGGAGUGAAAGUGAAUCUCAGACUCAUCAUUCAACAUUGCAUAAUAAAUCAAAACUUUUAAGAAUUAUUGUUAGUAUCAUACUCUCCAUAUGCAAUUUCUAGUAUUACGAUAUGAAGGAUCAGCCUCUCUGUUCUGUUUAUGAUUUUUUAUCUAAAAAUGUAUUAUUCUGUUAUUGAAAAGUUUUAUUUAACCAGUGUUUAAUUUGAAUAAUGUACAGUAACACAGUAACUCCAGAUGAUAAUUACAUGUACAUAUACCUGUUUUAUAGGUGAAUUUUCGUUAAAUUUAGUUAUACAAGAUAUUUUGUUUAGGCUUAUGAAUAUCAACACCUGUGAAGAUGAAUAUUCAGUUGUAAUGUUCACCAUGGAUUGGGUAGUGUUAUCACACUACAUGUGUCUGGUAAAAAUUCAGUGAUUAUAAAAUACUGGAAUAUGUGUGAUACUCUUGAGUACACUCCUCUGAAUGCAAGUAUAUUGAUAAUGAAUUAUUGAUUUAUUUCUACAAUUUUUCAAAUUGCAAUUUAAGAUAAUAAGCUAAUCAUUUUAUGAUAGAGUUACAAUAUUAAAUGAAUUACUGUAUGCAUAUUGAC
This is a messenger RNA of Saccostrea echinata, 1142 nucleotides long. RefSeq lists its product as uncharacterized. Lineage: Eukaryota; Metazoa; Mollusca; Bivalvia; Ostreida; Ostreidae. The record is from RefSeq and is a predicted model, not a curated record. Bases 6 to 560 code for a protein of 184 amino acids. The transcript has 2 exons.